This is a messenger RNA of Penaeus monodon (black tiger shrimp), 875 nucleotides long. Its product is annotated as integumentary mucin A.1-like. Lineage: Eukaryota; Metazoa; Arthropoda; Malacostraca; Decapoda; Penaeidae. The record is from RefSeq and is a predicted model, not a curated record. The transcript has 2 exons. Bases 149 to 697 code for a protein of 182 amino acids. Gene Ontology annotation, cellular component: extracellular region. Gene Ontology annotation, molecular function: chitin binding.
UCUGAGUUCUUUGAUGCCUGUGUUCUGACGUCAUUUUUUCAACUUAUAAGGCGAAACUCUCGUCCAGACAAGUCACUCGAAAAGAGGGUCUCUAAGGAUACCAAACGUCUCAAUCGUCUACCAUCUAUAGCAUAGGAAAUUCUAAGACAUGAAGUUUCACGGCUUGGUCGCGUCUCUGUCGGUGCUGGUCGUCGCAGGAGUGAGUCACGGCCUCCCAGCCGCCGUCACGGCCCCUCCUCAGGUGGCCGCUCAGUGCCCCUACACGCCGGGGCCGGUCCCUCUGCUGCUGCCCAACCCCGUCGACUGCGGCUCCUUCUACAUGUGCAGCUGGUAUGGGACGGCCCUGUUGCAGCACUGUCCUCCAGUGCUGCACUUCAACGCCAAACUGCAGGUGUGUGACUCUCCUGCUCACGCCAACUGUGUCCAGAGAACCACAGUUGCCCCCGUCUCCAGCACCACUACUGCUGCCCCAAUAUCUAAUGUGACUUCAGUUGUUCCUGUCUCCAACGGAACUACAGCUGUUCCUGUCUCCAACGUAACUACAGCUGUUCCUGUCUCCAACAUAACUACAGCUGUUCCUGUCUCCAACAUUACAGCUGUUCCUGUCUCCAACGUAACUACAGCUGUUCCAACCUUCAAUAUAACUACAACUGUUCCAGUCAACAAUAUGACCACAACAGUUACUUUUCCAGUAUGAUCAAACCUUUUCCAAACUCCAGUGUAACCACAGUUGCAUCCAGAUGGUCCGUGCUGUAUGUAUUCAGUGUCCAGGGUAACCACACCUGGACCAGGCCUCAGAGUGCGAUCAUAACCACUAUCAAGAUGGUUCCUAAUGUAACCUGUAUUUACUUCGCAAUAAACUUUUUAGAGUACAA